Trametes versicolor FP-101664 SS1 is the source of this 369-nucleotide messenger RNA. RefSeq lists its product as uncharacterized. NCBI's taxonomy places the organism in Eukaryota, Fungi, Basidiomycota, Agaricomycetes, Polyporales, Polyporaceae. The coding region runs from base 1 to 369 and encodes 122 amino acids. The transcript has 3 exons. The record is from RefSeq and is a predicted model, not a curated record.
AUGUCCACUGGAAACUCGGGCUCCACCAACCCCAGCCGCGGCCAGAGCAUGGGCGCAGGCCUCGGUAACACUGUCAAGGGUGCAUUCCAGACCGUCCAAGGUCUUGGAAAUGCCGUCCGCGGCAACGCGAUGGACUUCGUCGACAACGCUACCGGCACGGGUGGCCACCACGCCGAGACGGACGUCGGUCGCGCGCAGACCGAGCAGGGCAUCAACCGUAUGGAGACCGGCCACCCCACCGGCACGACUGCGACGAACCUGUCCGCGACGAGCACUGCCGCCCCGCCGUUGCCUGCGCGCCACCAGGCGGCGGGCGUGCAGACGGAUGAGAGUGCCCUCGGCGGCCAGAACUUUGGGACGACGCGCUAG